AAACAAACUGGCUAAUAUUGAUUCAGAUAAUAUCAAUUCUACGUACCACGACAAUAUUCCUAAAAUGACAUCUUUAGGAAUUAUGACAUUGAGCCGUGGUCCAUACACCGAGCUCGAUAAGAUGAGCCUGUUUCAGGAUCUCAAACUAAAACGAAGAAAAGUUGAUUCCAGAUGCAGUAGUGAUGGUGAAUCUGUUGCUGAUACGAGUACAUCGUCUCCGGAUCUUUUAACGCCCUUAUCGCCGAAAAUGUGUGAUCAAGCAACGCACCCGCCUCGAACACCUUCGCCGCCCGAAUCGAAUCAACAGAUCUUUGACACGAAGUCUGCUUCGAAAGCGCCCAAUAAGCACAGCGGCAACAAUGGGCGCGAUCAAAUUUCGCCCGAUUCGCCGGCAAUUCAGCAACAACACAAUAAUCACAACAAUGAGGAAAUGCCCUCGACAACGACGAUCAAGCAUGAAGAUGAGUUUAUCCACAGUUCGAGUGUCAUUCGUGCCGUGAACGACGAACACAAUCAUCAUCAUCAUCAUCGACGAUCGCCUUCGCCUCCGCAAACGAUCACGCAGCAACAAAACCAACAGCAUGUUACCGUAUUGGUUAGCCCGACACGGAUCAAAAGUGAAAAUACGAAACGUACGAAUGGCAACAGUAACGAGCAUCAUGUCUCGUCUAUGAACAACGGCAAUGCAAAUACGCAUCAGCAGCAAACGCAGCAAAUGGCAAAUAACACAGGAAUUGAACGCAAUAAUAGACUGACACCGACAUCUUCGUCGAAUUUUUUACCCAUGAUGAUGCAAGGAGUUCAAGCUGGAGGACAACACAUUCAGAUAUUUCCGCAUCCGUCGCAGCAAAUUUUGCAUAAAACUCUCACGCAGGGCUCGCAAAAUGCGAAUAACAAUUACAAUAACCCACCAACGUCGCAACAGCAUCAACUUCCAUUUCAUACGUUGCAGCAAAAUCAUCGUACCAUCAAACGCGAAAGAUCUCCCAAUAACACGUUAAAUAUGCAGCAAAUGCAACAGCAACAAAUUCAACGGCAAAGUCCGUAUCAGCAGUCAAUUCAGCAACAAAUUCAAUUUCAUGCGUCGAUGCAAAAUCAACAAAACAAGAUAAAACGCGAAAGAUCUCCCUCAAGUCAUUGUCUGCCAAAUGUCUCGAGCGCAUCUCCCACGAGUAACAAUAAUUUACGACAAAGUCCCUUACCGAGCAGUACACAGGGACAACAAACGUUGCGAAUCCUUCCGCAAUCCAUCGAUCAUCAAGUGAUGUUACAACGCGUGAAAAACGAAGGUCUUAUCGGUUUACAGAAUCGAAUGUGGGCAAAUCAAGCACGUAUUAACGGCGUAAAACCCGAAGUUAUUGGAGGACCAUUACCUCCAAUUCGCACGAAUCCAUCGCCGCAACAAUCGACUUCGAGUCAAAGCCCCCAAUCGAGUACGACGCCUCCUCGAGCCACGCCAACAGUAAUUAUGGGAGAAUCUUGCGGCGUUCGUACGAUGGUUUGGGGUUAUGAGUCGCCUGUGCCAUCUUCGCAAAUUCAAUCUCCGUCAAAUUCGAGCGGAAGUCAAACUCCCGGAACGUCAAAUACGAAUGUCGAAGCAGCGCAUUUACUUCUGAGUUUGGGACAAGCAACAGGCCCGAUAAAUCCUCCGCCGCCGAGACAACCGUCAACUGCUUGGCAAGGACACCCGUUGAAUAUGGAACGUUUAUGGGCAGGCGAUUACAGUCAACUUCCGGCGGGACAACAAACUCACGCUUUGAAUUUAAGUUCGCAGCAACAAUGGGCAGGAGCUCAAUCUGGCAUGAAAAAUCCCGAUGAACAUAAUGGACCUCCCGAUGAGGAUGAACAACCUCUUGUUUGUAUGAUUUGCGAAGAUAAGGCAACGGGCUUACAUUACGGUAUUAUAACUUGUGAGGGAUGCAAAGGAUUUUUCAAACGUACUGUACAAAAUCGUCGAGUUUAUACUUGCGUCGCCGAUGGAACUUGCGAAAUUACAAAGGCACAGCGUAAUCGAUGUCAAUAUUGUCGUUUCAAAAAGUGCAUCGAACAGGGAAUGGUUUUGCAAGCUGUUCGUGAAGAUCGAAUGCCCGGCGGAAGAAACAGCGGAGCAGUUUAUAAUUUGUACAAAGUCAAAUAUAAAAAACACAAGAAAACGCAAAAACAACAGCAGCAGCAACAACAACAAAAUAACAUGGUUGGCAUGAGCCCGAAUAACGCGAAGCUGAAUCAGAGUUCAAAUAGUCCGAAAAAUAUGUUCCUUACAUCGUCAUCGUCGUCGCCGUUAUCGCAUCAUCAAACGCAACCAUCGCCGCAAGGCAAUACAACGCCCAUCAAGACAGAGAGUAUUAACUUGCCAUCGCAUUUAGUGAAUGGAACAAUUUUGAAGACUGCAUUAACGAAUCCCGCGGAAAUUGUGCAUUUGCGACAUCGUCUCGACAAUGCUGUGAGCUCGUCGAAAGAUCGUGCGAUCUCCUUCGACAAUGCCGUCAACAUGAUCAAGAUGCUAAUUGACUGUGAUGCUAUGGAAGAUAUAGCUACCUUACCGCACUUUGGAGAAUUUCUCGCAGACAAGUCCGAAAUUGGCGAUAAACUGUGUAACAUUGGAGACUCAAUUGUGCACAAACUCGUUUCGUGGACAAAGAAAUUGCCCUUUUAUCAGGAUAUUCCCGUGGAAAUUCACACAAAACUUCUUACAGACAAAUGGCAUGAGAUUCUUGUGUUAACGACAGCGGCGUAUCAAGCGUUGCACGGAAGAAAAGCCUCGAAUGUUCAAGGGAAUCAAAGUGUUCCGUCGGGCGUUCAUGUGCCUGACAAGAAUGAUCAUGAAUUUAUGCAAGAGGUAACAUCACAUUUGGGAACUUUACAAACGUGUCUCACAACGUUGAUGGGACAUCCGUUGUCUAUGGAACAGUUGAAGAUCGAUGUUGGUUUGAUGGUUGAGAAAAUGACACAAAUCACAAUUAUGUUUAGACGGAUCAAACUGAGGAUGGAAGAAUAUGUUUGCUUAAAAGUUUACAUUCUUCUGAAUCAAGAAAAUGAAUUAGAGUACAUUCAAGAGAGAUAUGUUCAGGUUCUGAGAAGUUACCUUCAACAUACAAAUCCGCACAACCCAAGUCGAUUAAACGAUUUAUUGGGACACAUACCUGAAAUUCAAACCGCUGCCAGCCUUUUAUUAGAAAGUAAAAUGUUUUACGUGCCGUUUGUACUAAAUUCUGCGAGUACUAUAAGGUAGCAGAUGAUUGA
This is a messenger RNA of Culicoides brevitarsis, 3243 nucleotides long. It is a transcript of the gene Hr4, whose product is annotated as hormone receptor 4. The record is from RefSeq and is a predicted model, not a curated record. The transcript has 5 exons. Gene Ontology annotation, cellular component: chromatin. Gene Ontology annotation, biological process: regulation of DNA-templated transcription. NCBI's taxonomy places the organism in Eukaryota, Metazoa, Arthropoda, Insecta, Diptera, Ceratopogonidae. Gene Ontology annotation, molecular function: zinc ion binding; sequence-specific DNA binding; nuclear receptor activity. The coding region runs from base 65 to 3232 and encodes 1055 amino acids.